This is a messenger RNA of Coffea eugenioides, 552 nucleotides long. RefSeq names its product late embryogenesis abundant protein 47. NCBI's taxonomy places the organism in Eukaryota, Viridiplantae, Streptophyta, Magnoliopsida, Gentianales, Rubiaceae. The coding region runs from base 1 to 552 and encodes 183 amino acids. The record is from RefSeq and is a predicted model, not a curated record. The transcript has 3 exons.
AUGAGUCGAGAACAGCUAAUUAGGCCUCAAUCUGAAGAAGAACAAGUGAAAUGUGGUGGUGAUGUUGCAUCAAAGGAAGCUGUCCUAGCUCAUCUGGCACAGGUUGGCCAGCAAGAUGGCCAAAUAGCUCUUCCACACGAACUGAGGAGCAGCAUCACCAUUGGUGAAGCACUUGAGGCCGCAGUUCUCACAGCAGGAAAUAAGCCUGUGGAUUAUAGUGAUGCAGCUGCAAUACAAGCAGCGGAAGUUAGAGCAACAGGCCGUACCAACAUUGUCCCUGGUGGCGUUGCUGCUGCAGCUCAAUCUGCAGCAACCCGUAAUGCUCGAGUUACAAGGGAUGAGGACAAAACAAAGCUGGCAGAUGUUUUAUCGGAGGCAUGCACGAAAUUGCCAGCAGACAAGCCGGUGACUCGCCGAGAUGCUGAGGGGGUGAUAGGUGCAGAGUUGAGGAAUGAUCCAAACCUGACCACUCGUCCAGGUGGUGUUGCAGCUUCUUUGGCUGCAGCUGCAAGGCUCAACCAAACGAUGAACCGGAACAGCCAGCCAAGCUAA